GAGGCGUGGUCUCAUGGUGAGGAGAGUACUCAGAGGUAUCCGGAGUUGGUUGAUAGACAUAUUGUCCUGAACUGUCCUCAUGGAAGGGUGUUCAAGACGUUCCUUGAGAAUAGCUGGACACAGUUGAGGAGAUCUUGGUUCAUCUUCUUGUUCCAGAUGCCGAGAUUGCCUGAGGCUCUGAUCAGUCUCCAGGACUACCAGUUUCUGGAGCAACUCUUCACCAGCCACACCUCAGGAGUCAAGAACAGAGAUCAGUUCCCGGCUGAAGUGGUGGAGGCCUACAAGUACACGUUCUCCAGGCCCGGAGGGCUCACUGGACCCAUUAACUACUAUCGUGCCAUGUUCUCAUCUCCCAAGGACAGCUUGCCUCGCGAGAAGUGGACAAUUUCUGUCCCAACUCUCAUCAUAUGGGUACACAACAAACAUACAAACACUAUAGAGUGAUUCCAAGAGCCCUACAUCAUCAAUGUGCUCUAUAUGGAACGAAUGUGCUCUAGAAAAUAUUCCUUAAUUUUAACAGUAUGGUUUGUAAGACGAGUGCCUAGUAGUAUUAUUGGUAGCUAAGUGUGUGUAACUGCUGGUACAGGGAGAUGAUGAUCACGUGCUGCAGAGAGAGAUGGCAGACUGCCACGACACCAUCUGCUCUGACCUGACUGUGAAGUUAGUGGGAGAUUAGGUUGUAUGACCAGUGUUUCCCUCUCCUCUCUCCCCUCUCCAGACAUAUUCCCAACUGUAGUCACUGGGUCCAGCAAGAUGUGCCUGACCUCUGCAACCAGUACAUGACUGACUUUCUCUCUACUAAAUCUGUUUCAAUGUAGUUUAUUUGUACUAUUUGUGGACAUUACACAUCUUGUUAUUUUAAAG
Molecule: messenger RNA, 864 nt
Organism: Geodia barretti
Lineage: Eukaryota; Metazoa; Porifera; Demospongiae; Tetractinellida; Geodiidae
Source: the annotation of a GenBank genome assembly